Lipotes vexillifer (Yangtze River dolphin) is the source of this 3024-nucleotide messenger RNA. It is a transcript of the gene SALL2, whose product is annotated as spalt like transcription factor 2. Gene Ontology annotation, biological process: regulation of transcription by RNA polymerase II. NCBI's taxonomy places the organism in Eukaryota, Metazoa, Chordata, Mammalia, Artiodactyla, Lipotidae. The coding region runs from base 10 to 3024 and encodes 1004 amino acids. The record is from RefSeq and is a predicted model, not a curated record. Gene Ontology annotation, molecular function: RNA polymerase II cis-regulatory region sequence-specific DNA binding; DNA-binding transcription factor activity, RNA polymerase II-specific. Gene Ontology annotation, cellular component: nucleus. The transcript has 2 exons.
CACCCGGGAAUGUCUCGGCGAAAGCAGCGGAAACCCCAACAGUUAAUCUCGGACUGCGAAGGUCCCAGCGCGUCUGAGAACGGUGAUGCUAGCGAGGAGGACCACCCCCAAGUCUGUGCCAAGUGCUGCGCACAAUUCACUGACCCAGCUGAAUUCCUCGCCCACCAGAAUGCAUGUUCUCCUGACCCCCCUGUAAUGGUGAUAAUUGGGGGCCAGGAGAACCCCAACAACUCUUCGACCUCUUCUGAACCCCGGCCUGAGGGCCACAGCAGUCCCCAGGUCAUGGAGGCCGAGCCGAGCAACCCCUCGGAUUCUGGGUCCUCUGUACCCACAGAUCCUACCUGGGGCCCAGAGCGGAGGGCAGAGGAGUCUUCGGGGCACUUUCUCGUAGCUGCCACAGGUACAGCAGCUGGGGGAGGUGGGGGCCUGAUCUUGGCCAGCCCUAAGCUAGGAGCAACUCCAUUACCUCCAGAAUCCACUCCUGCACCACCACCCCCUCCACCUCCUCCUCCGCCCCCAGGUGUAGGCAGCGGCCACUUGAACAUCCCUCUGAUCUUGGAAGAGCUCCGGGUACUGCAGCAGCGGCAGAUCCAUCAGAUGCAGAUGACUGAGCAAAUCUGCCGGCAGGUGCUGCUGCUUGGCUCCUUAGGCCAGACAGUGGGCACCCCUUCCAGCCCCUCCGAGUUACCUGGGACAGCCGCCGUCUCCUCCACCAAGCCCUUGCUCCCCCUCUUCAGCCCCAUCAAGCCUGUCCAAACUGGCAAGACACUGGCGCCUUCCUCCACCUCCUCUUCCUCAGGGGCGGAAACACCCAAGCAGGCUUUCUUCCACCUUUAUCAUCCACUGGGGUCACAGCACCCUUUUGCUGCCGGAGGGGUCGGGCGAAGCCACAAACCCACCCCUGCCCCCUCCCCGGCCCUGUCAGGCAGCACAGAUCAGCUGAUUGCCUCGCCUCAUCUGGCAUUCCCAGGCACCACGGGACUACUGGCAGCACAGUGUCUUGGGGCAGCCCGGGGCCUCGAGCCUACUGCCUCCCCAGGGCUCCUGAAGCCAAAGAAUGGAGGUGGUGAGCUGGGCUAUGGGGAAUUGAUGGGUCCCUUGGAGAAGCCUGGUGGACGGCACAAAUGCCGCUUUUGUGCCAAAGUAUUUGGCAGUGACAGUGCCCUGCAGAUCCACCUGCGUUCCCACACAGGUGAGAGGCCCUAUAAGUGUAACGUCUGUGGCAACCGCUUUACCACGCGUGGCAACCUCAAAGUGCAUUUCCACCGGCAUCGGGAGAAGUACCCGCACGUGCAGAUGAACCCUCACCCGGUACCAGAGCAUCUGGACUACGUCAUCACCAGCAGCGGCCUGCCCUAUGGUAUGUCCGUGCCACCAGAGAAGGCCGAGGAGGAGGCAGCCAUGCCAGGUGGCGGUGUGGAACGCAAGCCUCUGGUGGCCUCCACCACGGCACUCAGUGCCACAGAGAGCCUGACACUGCUCUCCACCGGGGCAGGCACAGCCACGGCUCCUACGCUCCCUGCUUUCAAUAAGUUCGUGCUCAUGAAAGCGGUAGAGCCAAAGAGUAAAGCUGAUGAAAACACCCCACCCGGGAGCGAGGGCUCAGCCAUCGCCGGGGUGGCAGAAAGUGGCACAGCAACCCGCAUGCAGCUAAGUAAGCUGGUGACUUCGCUACCCAGCUGGGCCCUGCUUACCAACCACUUUAAGUCCACUGGUAGCUUCCCCUUUCCUUAUGUGCUAGAGCCCUUGGGGGCUUCACCCUCUGAGACCUCCAAGCUGCAGCAACUGGUAGAGAAGAUUGACCGUCAAGGAGCCGUGGCAGUGGCCUCUACUGCUUCGGGAGCCUCCACAACCUCUGCCCCUGCAACUUCAUCCUCAGCCUCAUCGGGACCUAACCAGUGUGUCAUUUGUCUUCGGGUGCUGAGCUGUCCUCGAGCACUGCGCCUGCAUUACGGCCAACAUGGAGGUGAGCGGCCCUUUAAAUGCAAAGUGUGUGGCAGAGCUUUCUCUACCCGGGGCAAUCUGCGCGCACAUUUCGUGGGCCACAAGGCUAGUCCAGCUGCCCGGGCCCAGAACUCCUGCCCCAUUUGCCAGAAGAAGUUCACCAAUGCUGUUACUCUGCAGCAGCAUGUUCGGAUGCACCUGGGGGGCCAGAUCCCCAACGGUGGUACCACGCUCCCUGAAGGUGGGGGAACUGCCCAGGAGAACGGCCCUGAGCAGUCUGCAGUCUCUGGGGCGGGGAGCUUCCCCCAGCAGCCAUCCCAGCAGCCAUCCCCAGAAGAGGAGUUGUCAGAAGAGGAAGAAGAGGACGAAGAAGAAGAGGAAGACGUGACUGAUGAAGAUUCCCUGGCAGGGAGAGGCUCCGAGAGUGGAGGUGAGAAGGCGAUAUCAGUGCGUGGUGAUUCAGAAGAGGCCUCCGGGGCAGAGGAGGAAGUGGGAACCGUGGUGGCCGCGGCCACAGCUGGGAAGGAGAUGGACAGUAAUGAGAAAACGAUUCAACAGCCUUCUCUGCCACCGCCGCCGCCGCCUGACAGCCUGGAUCGAACGCAGCCAGUGGAGCAGGGCGGCAGUGAUGUUGCAGGAGGCACAGAAGAGGGGGGCAAACCUGAGAGGAGCGCCAGCCCAGUGUCAGCGUUGGCUCUAGAAGGGGAAGGCAGCAGCCCCACCUUGGUGGAGGAGCUGAGCCUGCAGGAAGCGAUGAGAAAGGAGCCCGGAGAGAGCAGUAGCAGAAAGGCCUGUGAGGUGUGUGGCCAGACCUUUCCCACCCAGGCAGCUCUGGAGGAGCAUCAGAAGACCCACCCCAAAGAGGGGCCGCUCUUUACUUGUGUUUUCUGCAGGCAGGGCUUUCUCGAACGGGCUACCCUCAAGAAGCAUAUGCUGCUGGCUCACCACCAGGUACAGCCCUUUGCCCCCCACGGCCCUCAGAAUAUUGCUGCUCUUUCCUUGGUCCCUGGCUGCUCAUCCUCCAUCACUUCCCCAGGGCUGUCCCCCUUUCCCCGAAAAGAUGACCCCACGAUCCCAUGA